AUGGCCAUCGCGCUGCCGGCCCUCCUGGGGGUGCUGCUGGAUCCCCUCAUGGGCCUCGUGGACACGGCCAUUGUCGGGAGCCUGGGCACCACCAGCCUUGCAGCAGUGGGCCUGAGUGGCAUGGUGUUCAACCUGAGCCUCUUCAUAUGGAUCGCGACUGCGGUGGGGCGUGAUGACAGGGAGGCGGUCAGCCGCGUGGCGGCCCAGGGCCUCUGGAUGGCGGUGGUCCUGGGCGUGGGCAUGAGCCUGCUGCUCUGGACCCAGGGCGGCGCCGCCCUGCGCGCCAUGGGCGCCGGCCCGGAGGUCAUGGCCGUGGGCAUGCCCUACUUCCGAGCGCGCUGCCUGGCCACGCCCUCCGUCCUCAUGUUCUACGUGCUGGCCGGCGUCUUCAGGGGCCUCAAGGACACAAGGACCCCCCUCAUCGCCGGUCUGCUGAGCAACAUCGUGCAUGUCGCCCUGGACUUUGGGCUGGUGUACUGGGCGGGGUGGGGCGUGCUGGGUGCGGGACUGGCCACUUCCCUGUCCCACUGGGUGACGGUGGCGGUGCUCGGGGCCCUGGUCAUCCGCAAGGGCCACCUGAGGCCGCGCGACCUGCUGCGCCCCCCCGACCUGGCCGAGGUCCUGCCCCUCCUGCGGGCGGGUGUCUUGCUCUCCACCCGCAUGAUGCUGGCCAUGGGCACCUUCGUGUACGCCACGCGUGCCAUCGCCGGCUUCGGGGCAGCUGCCGUGGCGGGGCACGAGAUCCUGAGGACGCUCUGGGUCACCGCCACCCAGGCCUUUUCAUCGCUGGACAUUGCCACCCAGACCCUGGUGGCAAGCUACCUGGGCAAGGGCGACAGGAAGACCGCGUCCGACAUCGUAGCGCGCGUGCUGCGCCUGGCGGCCGGCAUCGGCGCCCUGCUGGCGGUGGCCCUGCUGGCGGGCAGGCAGGCGCUGCCCACCGUUUUCACCAGCGACCCGGCCGUCCAGGGCCUGGUCACGAUGGUGCUCCCCCUGGUGGCCCUGGGCAUGCCGCUGGACGCGGUGACCGCGGUGUGCGAUGGCACGCUGCUGGGCGCGCAGGAGAUCUCCUGGCUGUCCAAGACCAUGGUGGUGACCUCGGCGGGGGUGGCCCUGGGCCUGAUCGCUGCGCAAAAGUACGGCUGGGGCAUCCUGGGCGUCUGGGCCGUGCUCAAGGGCCUCACCCUGGGGCGGCUGGCGGGGGCGGCCUGGAGGCUGGCCUCCCCGGCCAGCCCCCUGCAGAGCAGGCCUGCCCCUGCCACGGCCGGCUGA
Auxenochlorella protothecoides is the source of this 1272-nucleotide messenger RNA. RefSeq names its product MATE efflux family protein 2, chloroplastic. Gene Ontology annotation, biological process: transmembrane transport. Gene Ontology annotation, cellular component: membrane. The transcript has 7 exons. Lineage: Eukaryota; Viridiplantae; Chlorophyta; Trebouxiophyceae; Chlorellales; Chlorellaceae. Gene Ontology annotation, molecular function: antiporter activity; xenobiotic transmembrane transporter activity. Bases 1 to 1272 code for a protein of 423 amino acids. The record is from RefSeq and is a predicted model, not a curated record.